This is a messenger RNA of Kwoniella botswanensis, 1020 nucleotides long. Its product is annotated as malate dehydrogenase, NAD-dependent. Gene Ontology annotation, molecular function: L-malate dehydrogenase (NAD+) activity. Gene Ontology annotation, biological process: malate metabolic process; tricarboxylic acid cycle. The record is from RefSeq and is a predicted model, not a curated record. Gene Ontology annotation, cellular component: cytoplasm; mitochondrion. The transcript is spliced from 8 exons. Bases 1 to 1020 code for a protein of 339 amino acids. NCBI's taxonomy places the organism in Eukaryota, Fungi, Basidiomycota, Tremellomycetes, Tremellales, Cryptococcaceae.
AUGUUCUCCCGACAAGUCGCUCGAUCUUCUUCUGCCCUCGCUAGAGGGUUCGCUUCUUCCGCCAGAUCUAACAGGAAGGUAGCUGUUCUCGGUGCUGCUGGUGGUAUUGGUCAACCCAUGUCAUUACUUCUCAAGACCGACCCUCUCGUUACCGGACUUUCGCUUUACGAUAUCAGAGGUGCUCCAGGUGUGGCUGCUGAUAUCUCUCAUGUCAACACUCACUCCGAGGUUAAAGGUUACGAGAAGGAUGACAUCAAAGCUGCCCUUACUGGUGCUGAGGUGGUUAUCAUCCCUGCUGGUGUACCCCGAAAACCCGGUAUGACCCGAGACGAUCUUUUCAACACCAACGCUUCCAUCGUCAGAGAUCUCGCCGAAGCUUGUGCCGAAUACUGCCCCAAGGCUUACAUCGGUAUCAUCUCCAACCCUGUCAACUCUACUGUACCUAUCUUCGCUGAGGUCUACAAGAAGAAGGGUGUCUUUGACCCUAAGAGACUCUUCGGUGUCACCACCCUCGACGUCGUUCGAUCCUCCCGAUUCCUCGGUGAGAUCAAAGGUGCCGACCCCAAGGACAUCAAGGUCACCGUCGUAGGUGGUCACUCCGGUGCUACCAUCGUUCCUAUCCUCUCUCAAACCGCUCAAGGUAAAGAUGUCUCUGGUGAGACUUACAAGAACUUGGUUCACCGAAUCCAAUUCGGUGGUGAUGAGGUCGUAAAGGCUAAGGCUGGUACUGGAUCCGCCACCCUUUCUAUGGGUUUCGCCGGUGCUCGAUUCACCAACUCCCUUAUCCGAGCUCUUAACGGUGAAUCCGGUGUUGUCGAACCCACUUUCGUCAAAUCCCCAUUGUACGAAUCUGAAGGUGUCGAAUACUUCGCUUCAAACGUCGAACUCGGUCCCGAAGGUGUCAAGAAGAUCAACCCUGUUGGUGAAUUGACUGCUGAAGAACAAGAAUUGCUCAAGGCUUGUCUCCCUGACCUCGCCAAGAACAUCAAGAAGGGUGUCGAGUUCGUUAACAAGGCUUAA